UUUGGUCUUAUCAGAUGCUUCAGAGGCUGGGCAACUCUGUGACCAACUCCACCCACUGCAUAAAGCUGCAAUGAAAGGUCCACUUACAACUGCUCUGUAACUGACUCAAUUCUUCUGCACCUGAUCUGUUGUCUUCAUCGCAGACAUUCUACUGAUUCUGAGGAUGAAGACACUAGCGGGUCCAUGUGUUUUGAUGAUUCUCUGUCUCUGCUCGAGUGCAGAGGCUGCCACUGCCAUUGACCUCCUGCGUGAAACUGCUGUGAGUUGGACAGGGGCCCUGCCCUGUGGUGGAUGGGACUGUGAAUGUGCAUUCAGGAGCCAGCAGGGCUGUUGUUGUGUUGCGAAGCCACUGUUUGAGCUGGAGGAAGCCACCUUCAUACGUUUGGUUGGCUUAUGGGAAGGAUUGUCUCGCCUGAACAGCCAAAUAGAGGAAGUCACAGCUGGAUGCAAGAUAGCCUUCACUGCGGCAAUGCUACCAAUGAGUGGAUGUCUUGGGCCUUUCACCAGCAACAUGUCUAUCUCUUACCAGUCUGUCUCACUUAAUCAAGGGAAUGGGUACAAUGCUGCGUUGGGUACAUUCACGGCCCCCCACGCUGGUCUCUACUUCUUCUCCUUCUCGGCUUAUUCCAAAGUUGGCGAUGCAGGUGAGCGACUCUACCAAAAGGUGCAGUUGAUGAAGAACGGUCAGCUGAUUGCCUCCUCCUGGGAAGAUAACCGUGAGGAUUCAGAGGAUAGUAGUACUCAGACUGUUCUUCUCCAGCUUAGACGUGGUUGCCAGGUCUAUAUUGAGUUGCUCUCAGGCAGACAGCUUUGUGGAGACACCCAGGGCUCCAACACUUUCAGUGGAUACCUGAUCUAUCCAUUCUCUGAGCAAUGACAAAAAAAACCUGUAAACACACACAUACACAACAAUCUUCAUUGUAAUGCCUGCCAUCUGAGAUUUAAAAAGAUGUUAAACUGGUGAAUUUGAAAUUCUUCAUGUAAAAUUUACAAAAUAUUCAUGUACCCUAACGUUGCUAGACAGUAUAUGGCUUAAUGAAUAAAGGUUAUUUUAAUAGUUUUCUGUGGCACUUA
Molecule: messenger RNA, 1074 nt
Organism: Megalobrama amblycephala (Wuchang bream)
Lineage: Eukaryota; Metazoa; Chordata; Actinopteri; Cypriniformes; Xenocyprididae
Gene: cbln18
Product: cerebellin 18
Exons: 5
Coding region: 164-877 (237 amino acids)
Molecular function (GO): protein binding
Source: RefSeq, a predicted model, not a curated record